UUGAAUUGUAGAUUUGGAUCAUUUGACGCUCAGCAGCAGCAGCGGCGGCGGCGGCGGGAGGCGGAGCCGGGUUGGACUGGUACCGACACCGACACCGGGCCGUGCUGUGGAUGUGAGGCUCCGGAGGCUCAGUCCGUAUUUGAUUCCCGUGAGGAAGAGGAAGGCAUGUGGAGGUGAAGAAGACUGCGGACACAGAGAGGAGGAGGAGGAGGAGGAAGGUGUGAUUCUGCAGGGACUCUCCGCCUCCUCCUUCCCCGCGCAGGGAGCGCGCCGCGCGGCUGAGGCAGAGGCGUGACGCGCCCGAACCGCAUCUCCAGGAUGGCAGGUCCUCCUGACGGGCCCUCGGCUCUCUGUACUGGGAUCAGAGCGGCGGCCCUUUGAGGACGAUGGACCCUGUAAUCCCGCCGGGCCCCACCUCCAAGACCAGGACCAGGAGCAGGAUGGAGCCCAGAACCUCAGCGUGCAGACGCACACUCGGUGGGAUCCUGCUGGUGGCCGGCAUGCUGGUUUCCAUGGUGACAUCAAGCUCACCUGCUGCAGGUGUGCUGGACUUCAACAGGACGACGGAGUCUUCAUCGCAUCCGUCAUUACCCUCCUCCUCCCUUAUCAGACCUCCGGCCGCCAGCCCCCUAUCAGACUCCGGUUACCAUGGUGACAGCGGUGGCACAGGCUCAGCAGAGGACUCAGACUCUGGUGCUCAGGGGAUCCACCUCCUGCUGAGACCUCCAGACCUCCUGUCCCCCAGCCUCCCCCCACCCCUGCCCCCACACACCCAGCCCACCCUCACCCCACCUCCCCCCUGGGAGCAGGGCCCCUCCCUGGAGGAGGCCUGGGGCUCUGGAGACUACCUGGAGACUCUGUCCUUCAUGGUGCCUGACGGCGAGGAGCUGGCCCUGGCCACACCGCUGCCCAACCACCCCUACGACGACGUAGGGGGAGACUGGGUCUCCUACGACACUGCCUUCCCUGCUCGUCCCACCAUCCCCCUAUCUUCCCGCCUUCCUCUUUCACCCUCCUCCUCCACCCCCAGCAUCACCCUGCACACUCGCCCCACCCAUCCAGAUGUCUUCCCCAACUGGGACGAGGACUACGACCUUGAAGACAUGAUGCCUCUAGAGCCGACGGAACUGCUGCUGCCGGACAUGAACAGUAUGGAGUACUACACCAACCUGCUGGCCCGGGAGAGGGAACGGGAGCGGGACAGAGACAGAGACCAGAACAGGGACAGGGAGCGGGACAGGGACAGAGACAGGGAAAAGGACUGGGUCAACCAGACCGACUCCAAACCCCCCAUCACUUCCACAACAACCCAAACCUACCUCCCCCCUUCAUCCCCAUCUCCGUCCCCGAGCUCUGGUCCUCCUCCAGGUAGGGAGCCCAAGCGUCCCCCAGAGGGACCCACCCCUCCCCUCACCCUCUCACCUACUCUUACAGGCGAGGAUGAAGAGGAGCCACCUCCACCCUCCACCACCAUCAGAGCCCCUUCGACUCCUCCUCCUUCCAAACCCAAAGACCACGUCCCGGGCCAACACCCUCCGCGUCCCCCUUCCAACACUACCGGCCGGGUGCCUCCCCCUCCCCCACUAGGACCGCCCACCCGUCCUGACAGACCGGAGAGGCCUGCAGUGGUCACAGACAAGCCAGUGAAGGCUACCCCCACCAGGAUCACCACCACCAAGGCGACGACCACCACCACCACCAUCACCACCACCACCCAGAUCACUGCCAUCAGCCUGACCAGAGCCCCCCCAGUCACUACACCCAGAGUGGCCCAGACGCCGCCCACCAGACAGUACCUGUGUAAUGUCACCAAGCCAGAGAUGUACCUGGUCAGAGUAGUCAGCUCCAAAGGUUCGUCAGCUGGAUUCAGUCAGGUCAGAGAUCUGCUGAAGAAAGAGUUCAACCGCUCUGUCGAGCUGCAGUUCCUGAGAACUCCAUCCAGUUUUGCCUUCCGUGUCGUGUCGGGAUCUUUGAUCUUCACCGCCAUGUCCGUCAUCAACGCCCUCCGCCAGCAGCCACGCAGCUUCGGCCCCAUCCCCACCGUGUCACCGCUCUACACCGUACCUGACCUCAGGUACCAGAUCCACUCUGUGUUGCAGUUUGUCCCCGCCCACGUCGACGUCAGAGUCUGUAACUUCAGUGAACGAGUCGAGAGAGGGCUGGUGAUGGCGUACAGCGAGACCCGGAAACGAUCGCAUGAGGCAGGAAAUGUCACCAUACAGCUGUUGAACAUCACCAUGGGAACCCGGCUGGCGGCAGCAGAACAGAAGGUUUCCGUCGACAUCGUCUUUGCGGUGCGUGAUGGGCGGGACUUCCUGCCGGGGUCAGAGGCCAGCGAACACCUGAGGAAGCUCAGCCUGGUUGAGUUCAGCUUCUAUGUAGGAUAUCCUGUCCUGCAGAUCGCAGAACCAUUCCAUUACCCUGAGCUGAACACGUCCCACCACCUGCGCUCCACCUGGGUCCGUACAGUUCUGUUGGGGGUUCAGGAGCAGCAGGUGACUGAGAGAAGUUUUAAAGCUCGUCUGGAGAGACGUCUGGCUCUGCUGCUGGAGGAGGGACUGCAGACCACCAACAGGAGGCGCCUGAGGAGAGCUACAGCUGUGGGCAACAACAGUCUGCAGGUGGUGCGGGUGGCGAGGCUGUUGGGGUCGGAGCGCCCCCUGGAGGUAUAUUAUUUCGUAGAAGGUCCAGGUGGUGAGCGGAUACCUGCCGAGGCCACGGCCAUCACCCUGAACCGUCUGGACCUGCAGAGAGCCGCCAUUGUCCUCGGACACCGAGUCCAGAGACCACUCGCACAACCUGUGGACACCCUGUCCGUCCCCCCAGCAGAGACUCAGAGCAGCAGCAUCUGGCUGAUCGUUGGCGUGGUCGUCCCCGUCCUGCUGGCCGUCUUCAUCAUCAUCAUCCUCUACUGGAAGCUGUGCGGCUCUGAGAAGCUUGAGUUCCAGCCAGAUGCCAUCAACACCAUCCAGCAGAGGCAGAAGCUCCAGGCUCCGAGUGUCAAAGGCUUCGACUUCGCCAAACUCCACCUGGGUCAGCACAGCAAGGACGACAUCAUGGUCAUCCAGGAGCCCGGCCAACUGCCUGCCCCCGUCAAAGAGGCCACGCCUUCUGACGGCGGAGACCUAAACACCCCCAAAUCCAAAGGGUCAUCCACCAAGGUGGCACGGUCCAGCCGACGCAGGGGCAGGCUCAGCCCAUCAGACGGCGACUCGUUAGGCAGCGACCAAUCAAGUGGCAGAGAAUCGGCAGAGGAGAGCACCCGCCCCGUGGCCACGCCCAGUGAGGGGAAACAGCACAGGAAGACGCCCAAAAAUGGGAGGAACAAGAUGGGCAGCGCUCCGGAUGAGCUUCUGUCCUCAUCCUCCAUCUUUGACCACGUUGACCGCCUCUCUCGUGGCUCCUCUGACGGCACACGUCGCCAGGCUAACAAGGUGCAGCUGAUCGCCAUGCAGCCGCGACCAAGCCCACCGCCGCUGCAUGCCCCGCCCCAUCCGAGCCCCUCGCUGACAGAGAAGGUCAGCACGGAGGUGGCGCUGAGACAUAAGUCGGAGAUCGAACAUCACAGGAACAAACUGCGGCAGCGCGCCAAGAGGCGGGGUCAGUGUGAGUUUCCCUCCAUGGACGACAUCAUGGAUGCUUUUGGGGAUGGACCAGUGCAGAGCGAGGUGGCCCAGCGUCUCUAUAGCUCCGCCCACGACCACAUGGACUGCAUCCUGCAGGCCGACGCCCACUCACCCCCGACCCCCACCGACUCCAGGAGGAGAGGGAGGCGCUCUCCGCGGGGUCGGCGGACUCAGCCAGGACCUGGAAGUCUUCCUGAUACAGACAGAGACCGGCUGCUCACCGAUCACAGCGCCACCUACAGGAAGUACCCAGGACUCAACAACGUGGCCUACAUGUCGGACCCUGACCUGCCCCCGGACCAUGGCAGCCCCUCUCCUACUGAUGAGGUGUUUGACUCUGCCCCAGCCCCGCCGCCCUACAUGCCCCCCCAGCCCUCCAUCGAGGAGGCGCGGCAGCAGAUGCACUCCCUUCUGGACGACGCCUUCGCCCUGGUGUCGCCGUCCUCGCAGGGCAGCGCCGGGGUGAGCGGGGUAAGCCCUGCUCUGCCAAGCCCCUCCCCCCAACCCCGCCCCCCGGGCAGGCAGUGGGGCUCUUACCCAGCUGCCCCCUCUCACAGCCCCUUCUCUGCAAGGUAUGCAGAGCUGGGGAUGUCUCCCACGUCAGUCCAGGGUCUUCUGCAGAGGCAGGGCCUAAACUCAGGAGGGUAUGUUUCUACUGGAGACCAGCUGCAGGAGUCGGUGUACUCCACCAGGGGGCAGUACGAGGACCCCCCCUCCUCGUCCAGACCACGACCUGUAGGGGGCAGCACAGGUGCACAGCUCCACCACCUUACUCAGGUGGGUUUGUCCAGUCAGAUUGGGGCGUACCCUGGGGUGGGUCGCAGCAUGUCUGGUCCCACUGGCUCCAGCUGGAACCAGCAGCACUCAGACCAAGACUUGUCCAGACCAGGAGCCAGCAGAGAGAGUGUGCUGUCAUUUCCUGAGUUCUCCUCUUCCUCUGUUUUCCAGAUGCCCAGCUCCUCAUUGCGGGACCCGUCAGCCCCACCACUCCUCCUGACCUCACCCACUCCAGAGUACCCGCCAGAGGACGCCUCACCGUCUGCCCACACCUCCGCCUCCCUUAUAAAGGCUAUCAGGGAGGAACUGCGACGUCUAGCCCAGAAACAAGCUGCAGUGACCAGCUACCCUUAGACUGGUCUGGGCCUGUUUGGAUCAGGACUCAACUGGUUUCAGCCUGUAGAGACUGGAUUACAACCACAAAACUAACUGAUCCACACUCUGGACUCUCUUGAGCUAAUCUAUGUCUGUGCCGCUAAAUCCAAAAUGACACUGGACCACUAUCCACGUCUGAAAAAAGACUGUGUGUCCUGACUGAAAGACCUCCGGUACUUUACAGGGUCCCGUCCGUCUGUACGUCAUCCUUCAGCUCAGUGUUUCAUUACAUGGAGUUUGACUCUUCACAUUUCCAUUGAAGUGCUUCCUGGCGUGGAUCAUUUGAUGAUCAUCCCUUUUUAACUUCUGGAGUGGAUCGCCCCAGAAUGAUGUCCACCUGUACUUCUGGCAUGGAUCAUUCCUGUUGAUCAUCUCAUCUGGAGUGGAUUGUCUUGGAACAUUGUCCCAUUUGGACUUCUGGAAUGGAUUGCCCUUCCACAGUGGAUUGUCGCCUCUGGAGUUCUGGAAUGAAUCCUCAUUCCCUGACUGGAGACUGGAGUGGAACAUUUUUUCUGACCUUCUGGAGGGAAUGAUCCCUCUUGGAAUCAGUUCAAGAUUGUCCUUUCUGGACUUUUGAAGCAGAUCAUUCCUUCUGACCCUCUGGAGUGGAUACUCCCUCCUGACGUUAUGGGGAAUUUCAUCCAUCCUGGAGAUUUGGAGCACAUCAUCCUUCCUGAAGUGGCAAUUUAUUCCUAAAAAAUCUGGAGUGGAUCAUCUCUCCUUACAUUCUGGAAUGAAUAAUCAUUCCCUGAGUUCUGUUGUGAAUGGUCCCACCUGGACUUCUGGAGUGGACUGUCUUUCCAGAGAAGACCAUCCCUCCUGGAGUUCUGCAGUGGAUGCUCCCGACUGACCCUCUGAGGUGUAUUGUCCCUCCUGAACCUCUGGAAUGGACCCUUAUUCCAUGAUUGUCUUGAGUGGAGCGUCCUUCCUGACCCUCUUGGAGUGAAUGGUCCCUCCUGAUGUUAUGGAGCAUUCAUAAUGGAGUUUUGGAGCACUUCAUCACUCCUGGCUCUCUGGAGCGGCAAUCUAUUCCUGAAAAUCUGGGGUAGAUCAUCUCUCUUAACCUUCCAGAAUGAAUGACCCUUCCUUGAGUUCUGGAGUGAAUGGUCCCCUCUGACAGUCUGGAGCAAAUCAUCCCAGAAGUUGUCCCUUCUGACCUUCUGGGGUGGAUCAUUGACAGUCCAGGUAGAUCGUCUUUCCAGACUUUCUUGAGUAGAUGGUUGCUGCUAACCUUUCAAUUGGAUGAUCAAUCUCAACUUUCUGGAGGGGAUGGUCUCUCUUGAAAUUCAGUUUCAGAAUGUCUUUCCUGGACUUUUGGAACAGAUCAUCCCUUCUGGCCCUCUGGAGUGGAUCAUCUCCCCUUACCUCCCAGAAUGAAUGAUCCUUCUUUGAGUUCUAGAGCGAAUAGUCCCUCCUGACCAUCUGGAGCAGAUCGCACCAGAAGAUCGUCCCUCCUUGACUUCUGGAGUAAAUGGUCCCUUCUGACCUUCUGGGGUGGAUCAUCCUACCUGGAGUUCUGGAGUUGAUGAACUUAUGGAGUGGAUUGUUCCUUUUGAACUCCUGAAGCGACUCUUCUCUUCUGCCAGUCUGGAUGGAUUGUCCUUCUAGACCUUCUUGAGUGGGUGGUCCCUCCUGUCCUUGUAGAAUCAGUUGUCCCUCCUGAAGUUCUGAAGUGGAUUGUCCCUCUGGACCUUCUGUGGUGCUAACCGUCAGCCUCAUACCAUCUCCUCAUUGACCACUUAUUGCCUUCCACUCUCCCAUCAGCCACGGAGCUCAGGUCUCCGCUCAUAAACCAUAUCAAUGAAGUCUUUGCACUGUUGACAGCUGGAGGUGGCGUACCUUUCCUAAGACAAAGGGACGCAAAACAGAAAAAAAUAUAUAUAAAUAUCUAUACGAAUGAAUAUAAAUAUCUGUAAAGAGAUAGAAUCCCAAUGAGCACAAUAUUAAUGUCAGAGUUAUUAUUGGAGUAUUGAGAUGUUACUUAUUUUUUAUUGCUUAUAUAUGAAAGUAUACUUUAAAUAUUUUUAUUUUGAUCAAAAAAGACCAAACUACUGUUCUAUGGUUGUAUUCCUCUUGUGUUUGAGCUCGCUGUAGAUUUUGAGCCAGCGCUUGUUUCUCUGUGGAGACGUUGCUUAGCGUAGCUGCUCACUUGUGUGUUCAUGUAUCGGUGGCAACAAAAAAAAACUUAGCUCUCAUGCAUCGCUUUGAUAUCAAGUUCUUUCAUUGCUGAUAUGUUGCAUCCAUCAGUUUGUGGGCAGAACGCUAUAGAGGAGGUAAAAUAUAUUAAUAACGAUGCAGAGACGGGAAACCAGCCGUUCAUCACAACCAGGGACGAAAGCUAAAAUCUACACAUCAGCUCCCCCUAGAGGCUGCCGUGUUUAUCACGCACAAAAAAAAAAAAAAUGGGACCCAGGAUGGAGCCCUGGGGUGCACCGCAGCACAGAGCUGCAGAUGACAUAUUACUAAUACAACAGUGACCGCCUCAUUAGUGUCCCUCAGGCCAUUAUGUCCAUUACACCUCAGAAAACAACUCCAUUCUUAGCAUUCCUCAUUAGCAGUGAGGUGAAGCCAAAACUCAAGUGCCAAAAUGUGCAGUUCCUCCAAUGUCCACUAGAGGCUGUCUCCCAGAGGAAAUCAGUCUCCACAGACCUCCAUGUUAACAUGCAGAAAUAAACAUGUUUACAGCCUGUUUGGUCUCUGUAGAUCAUUUCAACAUUCAGGACUUUCAGGACAACUUUUAUAGAACUCUAUUUCUGCAGUUUACAUCUUAUUCAGGCUUAAAGUUAUACAUAAUUAUGGGGGUGGGGCCUCUUUGAGUGACAGGCUGUCUGCUGAUAUUGUCUUCAGCUUCUCUGUCAGAUCCACCCUCUCGUCCAAAUAUGGUCACUUCUGGCUUCAAAAAACCAAGAUGGCGACGGCUGAAACACCAAACUCCAGGCUGUAAAAUGGGAGUCCAUGAACCAAUGAGAGACAUCACAGUGGUUACAUCCAUUAUUUAUAGUCUGUGGUCUGGUCCUCCUCCCCUUUGGACAAAUGACCAUCAGGCUGAGACGAGCCGGGCCAGUCACAACUGUUUAUCUAAUACUGGGUGUUAGAGACGGAGACUGUAAAGAAAAGUGCCAUUGAGGCAUUCUGAAAUUCAAUAAAGGAAAAAAAACAAGAUGGCUGCAGCUGAUGUGAAGCUGCUGUGGCGUAGGGUCGAGCGGAGUCACGGUAUACUGGUACACCAGGAUAUUUAAAAGUACCAACAGUAUGAUUUCCAAAAAUACAGACACUUAUCUCUCUGUUUAACUCAGACAGACGAGCUGUGAUGAGGAUGUUUUGUAUGUAGUUCACAGCACGUGCUGCCAGAGGUCAGGCAGUACUGGUGGAGCAGGCAGAUCAGCUGAUCAUCAUGGUGACUGUGAGAGGUGGGGAUAACGUUACAGGACUGUAAACAACUGACAGCAGAAAGAGACUGUGGGGAGAAACAACUCGGUAAAUGAGGGGUUUAUUUUGACCAAACAGGAGUCUGUGAUUGUUGGAACGGUGGAAAGACUGAGCCAGUUUGAGCUAUCGUCUGUCUCAGUUUGGUGACAGAGAGAAAUUUAAAUUAAGAGGAUGUACAGUUGUAUCUUUAUCUUUAAUAAGGACAAUAGGUGUCAGAAUAUUACCUUUAUUAACAUGUUGUUGUGAGUUUAUAUUUCUUAUUACACUGGAGAGCUCCUGCACACAGACACUGUCAUGUACCCUAAACGAUGGGGUGGGGGAUAAAAUUGAUAUGUCAUUGUGUCAUAAUACUUUGUGUGGCAAUAUUGUAUUGAUACAGAGAUGCCAAGUAUCAAUUUUUUUAUCAUAUAAAUUAUUAAUAUUGCAAAUAUGAAAGCAGAUGUUGACAGAGUUUCCUGUUGGGGAAAAAAUUUGUGCUUGAAAAAAGAGUAAUAAGUCACAUUAUCAUCGCAAUACUCGACAUAUCACAAAACAUUUAAAAUCGCAAUAAAAUUGUAUUGUGACUUAAAUGUUGUGAUAAUAACAUAUCGUGGGGCCUCUGGUGUUUCCCACCCUACUGUAUGCCCCACUAAAAUAAAACAGAUACCACCUCACCUCGAGCGUCAGUGCGGUCGACCUUCACUAAAAGACAAACGAUCGACUGCACUGAACAAAGACGUGUUUGCCGAACUCACGAUAGGAUCUAUCAGAGUUUAAUAUCAGAGCUCGUCCCUGUGAGCUGUUGUCUGUUUGCAUCCGCCUGUCGCUCAGAUGUUGUUUUUCCAGCAAGUCCCGCCCUAAUGUGCUGUGAUUGGCUGGUCCUGCCGUGCUGUGUGGUGAUUGGUGCAGACCUGGUCACUGGUCGCUCAGUGCUUUGUCACAUGUUGGUAACAUCUGUUGGAGAUCAGAAUGAUCGGUUGAUGCAAUAGUCUCUGUGGCUGAAUCUGAACGUCACUUCGGUUAUACUUCAGUGAUACGUAUAUCGACAUGUUUACCGUCAUCUCGUCAUGUUCGUGAGAUGAAGUCUUGCUGCUCGUCCUGUCAUUAUCCUGUCAGCCCAGUGUUUUUCUCUGAGGUCCGUAGUGGUGUUGAUGUCAGUAUCAAACGUUAAGCACGUUUUCUGAAAGCUUACAGAUUCGGAAGAAACGUAGCAGAACCACCAGCGAUCAUGGAGGCAGUGUAGAGUUGUUCAGGUGAGAUAUGACCAAAUGAGACGACAAAGACAUUUUAAAUAACAGCGGACGAAUUGGUGACAUAGUGAAAAGAAUUCUGCGUCCUCAUGUCAGGAUGUAUUUAAUGACCUCACAGUCCACCGCCAUCUACAACACUUCCUCUAUUUAAAGGUCAAAUAUUACAACCUCCUCCACCAUCGCCUCGUUUGUUCUUAUCUGAAACAUUUGACUCCGCCCUCUGGUGCCAUCUAUUGGCUAUGUGUAUGACAUCAUAAAGGACACAUGGAAGAUCUGUUGGUACAUAAAGGGAGAAUAAACAUGAACGGGUGGUUUCCUGUCUCUGCUGGUUUCUCUGUGAUCUGGUUUAGGUGUGAGAGGAUGUGUUCGUCUCUGCUUUCUGCUGCUCUUCAGCAUGUUUGACUCAGUUUGAAGCUUUAGCUACUCGUGAUGUUCCAGUUAAUGUUAGCAUGCUGCUAAAGAUGUUAUAACAGUGAAGAGUUGUUCCACAUCGAGUUCAGAGUCAGCGAAGAGUGAUUCAUGUCACAGUGCCAUAAAUCCAUCCACCAUCCCAGAGAAAAAAAAAACCAUCAUGAAACAUCCUGUUUUUUGUUUUGCGUUUGCUGAAGAUAUAUUUUAAUGGAAAAGAAGAUGGUGACAGUGACAGUGUGCAUUGAUGAAUAGAAAGCAUUAUGAAUAUAUAGAAAAUGUUUUAUCUGUGAUUGCUCAAAGAUCUGCCCGGCGACAGCCCCAACACAUCCUUCACAGAACUCUUCACCGGCUGGAGACUUUAUGAUUGGACCUAGCACCUGUCAGUCAAGCUGUAACGACUUGGCCUCGCCUACAGGAUCACAUGGUGCUAACGACUUGAGGUGUGUCCGAAACUCGUCACACGCCAAACACAAACACGAACUCCUGCAGCGUGGCGGCGUCCUGAUUCAGACUCUGCAGCUUCACUAACUUCUCCUGAAUGUUUCCUUCAGUGUUUUCUAGACUUUGUGUCUUUUCUAGAUCUUCAGUGAGUAUCCAGCAGACGACCCGGCGACCUGCUGACGCUCGCUCAUGACAAAACUACGACUCAGAGUGGGGUCACUCACCUGGGCUCUCAUUUAUAAACGUUAAGGGGCCUGAAAGAUGCGUACGCCACUUAACACAUUAAAGUUGUGAUGUCUAUAAACAGACCUGGCGGGACAAACUUUGACCCGUGCUAACCAGCAGUUUGGAGACAGGAAGUUGGCGACGCAGAUGGUGAGGUGGAGCCUGAUUGUAGAAACUGGCGAAUAUUUUUUGGUGCACGCUAUUUUUGGCUUCUGUCCGUAGGUACAUUUUCAGUCUGGAUCUUACGUAUUGUUUUAUAAAUGAGACGUCCUUUGAUCCUCAGCACACCUUGGAUUUUAUAGUUUGUUUGCACACUGUACUAACUCGUGCAAAUGACACGCUGACAUGUGCAGACAGACGGUAACUUGUCUGCACCUGUGACCUGAACUGGUGUGAACGAUGUAGAAACGAACGUCGUAACUUCCUGUCACAGCAGACCAAAACUCGUUCCCAGACAAUAAACACAAAGCUUCAUUUUUAACCUUCGUCGUUCAGGUUUCCCGAAAUAGCUGAUCUGAUGUGGAUCAGCUGAUCUGAUCCACAUCAGAUCAGCUGAUCCACAUCAGAUCAGCUGAUCCAGCAGGACUCACUGUGCACCUGCAUCUGAGUUCAAACACCUUUUGAAGGUGUUUGAACUGAUCAGCAGUCCCGUUCUCAGAUCUCAUCAAACGCUUUGAGUCGGUCGUUGUGUCAUGAACGAACUUCCGUACAGUCGAACCACAUUCCUGUUGUUCCUCUCUGGACCCUGAUCCAUCAGACUGUUUCACUGAGCUUAGACCAGCUGAGACCACCUGAGACCAGGUGAGGUCACAUCACUCCAGGUGUGAUUCAGCUGUGACCCAGGAGUGACUCAGUGCAGCAGCCUGAUGGAAACAGGUCGGAGGAGAAGUAGUUUUCAAGGUCACGUCAGUGAGCUGGACACACUGCCAGCAGCCUCACCUGUUCGCCAGGCGCCAGGUGAGUCGUCAGCUGAUCUGACUGUGUCACAUGACAGGACUGUGUCACAUGACAGGACUGUGUCACAUGACAGAGCUGCAUCCUGUGGUGUUUCAGUCUGACAGGUGUGUUAACAAACAUUAAACAGAUGUGUUCAAACGUCA
Molecule: messenger RNA, 11613 nt
Organism: Epinephelus lanceolatus (giant grouper)
Lineage: Eukaryota; Metazoa; Chordata; Actinopteri; Perciformes; Serranidae
Product: UPF0606 protein KIAA1549
Source: RefSeq, a predicted model, not a curated record